Blepharisma stoltei is the source of this 6292-nucleotide messenger RNA. The record is from the annotation of a GenBank genome assembly. NCBI's taxonomy places the organism in Eukaryota, Ciliophora, Heterotrichea, Heterotrichida, Blepharismidae.
AUGUCUGAUUCAUAUCUAUUCAACAUUAAGGAUGAAACCGAAGAAUUGAGCUCUUAUCUGAGAAAAAUCAAAGCCCCAAAGUUUUUUCAAAAAUUAUUAUGAGCCCUGUUCGAGCUUUACCGUAUUUCUUACUAUAAUCAAAAUCCAAGAGAAAAAUCUGAAUUUUUCCAAAAGUCAAAAUUUAUAGUAAUUAAUUUGAUUUUUUGUUUUCAAACAAUCAGUUUACUAUGAAUUCCAGACUUAUCUAUUACAAACUGGAAAGAAAAUUUAAGGUUUUGGCAAUAUCUAGGCUAUUUAAGAAUUGAUAAUUGAUGUGCUGCUUUAGGAGUAAUGGAUUACUGUAUUUAUAUUUCGAUUAUUAUAGUUCUAGUAAAUACCGCAUAUCUUUUGAUUUUAGUGCUUCUAGUAUAGUAAUUUUUAUUAGCUUGAGAACCAAAAAAUACUAUGUAAGUAAGUUUAGCUCUGAUUUAAAAAUAUAUAUAUUUCUCCAUAAAAAUUACAAGAAUAUUUUUGGCAAUUUUCAAAAAGAUAAAUUUCAUUUGGCUUCAUUUUUUCCAAAUUCCAAUUAUUACUUUACUGAUUUUAAUAUUGAAAUAUCGAAUUUUCCCUGAAAAAUAUGUUUCAGAAUAUAGCAAUAGUUAUGAGCAAGGUAAUUUUCAAGCAAAUUUUAUUGCUUCAAUCUUUGCUCUGCCUCUAUUGGCUUUGUCUUUUGUUUUUGGAUUGUUUGAUGCUGGGUUUACCGGAGAAAUAAGACAUUCAAUUGCUUAUAAAGACUUUAAAUCAAAAGCACACUCAAAAAUAGACUGUUAUUCAGUCUUAUUUUCUUUUAUUUUGUCAAUUUUAUAUGCUAUUAUGGCUUUACACAAAACUAUUUAUUUUCAAAUUAUUGUCAUGAUCUACUCUGCAAUUAUGCUAAUUGAGUCAAUUAAAUACUUCCCAUACUUCUCGCUAUUUGCUAAUUGUGUGAUUAUAGUUCGUUAUUGAAUUAUUACAGCUAUAUCAUUCUUAUUCUUAUUUGGGGAAAUGCUAGAUAAGUCUAUGGUAAUUGUGAUGCUAACAAUCACAAUCGUUCCCUUAUCAAGUUUAAUUCUAAUUCAUGCAAUUAUUAAUUUCAAAAUGAAAACAGCACAGAAGUUACCUACGAAUAUUAAGCUAUUAAAAAAUGCAUAUGAGUUGGAAAUCAAUCUGAGAUAUUUUUUAUGCUUGGAUCCUACAGAAAUUAAUGAAACACUAAUAUAGUUUGGGCUCAUUAUUAGCGUGCCUCAGAGCUGGCUUGGAGCAAACUAAGCUCAUUGGAUUUUCUGCCGCAUUCUGAUGAGCCAAUCUCGAUUUGGUAAAAUCAAACCAUUGUGGCUAUAUUUGCCUUUCAUAGUAAGGCAGAAAAUCUAACAGGCUCUAUUUCUGUUUCUUUUGAGCUCUGAGGGCAUGCUAGUAGCGUACAUAAGUUAUAAAUAUUUUCUCUAAAUGCUAUCUAGAAACAAAGCUUUAUAGAAAUAAGCUACUGGCAGUAUGAGAAGCCAAUUAUUGCACAUUUUCUUUGAACGACGAGAUUUUAGGAAAAAUCAAGCUGGGAAAGGCUAAAAUGUCUGAUUUCGAUUUGGAAGGCUCCUAUCAAGAAUAUGUUUGCUCAAAAGCAUAUUUAGGAUAUAAUAUAGAUGAAAAUGCAAAGUUUUUGCAUUAUAUUCAUAAAAUCCAAGUAACAAAAGCAGCUGAUGAAAGCUUAUGCAUGGUCUUGAAAUCAUUCUGAAGGGAAUUAGUUUCUACUAAGCCAGAGCUUAAAAAAUUGAAUAAUAUGAUGAGAUCUAUCUCAAAAAAUUUGAAACUUCUUCAUAUUGAGUAUACAUUUCUUAUAAAUAAUUACCCAAAAAGCAAAGAAACUCUAUUGCUAUAUUCAACCUUGCUCCAAAGCAUUAUCCUGGACUUUGAUAAAGCAAUGAUUCUCAAUAAUAAAAGAAAUUCAUUGGAAAAAUCAUUAGAAAUAUCCCUAAAAGACCAAAAACGGCUAAACUUUUUUGAUGACAAUAAUGGAAUCAUUUUAGCUUCCUGAGAAAAAAAUACCCUUGGAAAAAUUCAAUAUGCAAAUCAAAAAGCAGCUGCUAUUCUUAAGCAGUCUUCUGAUACAAUUAUCGGAAAUAGCAUUUCAAUGUAUAUUCCUCCGCCAUUAGAUAAAGAUUUUAAUGAAAGCAUGUACAAAUACCUACAUCAUUGCUCUAAAUCAGAAUUGAAACUUCCUUCUAGCAUUUGUUUACAAUUAUCAAAUAGAAAUAUUGUAGAAUGCAAUGUUCGUGCUUCUAUAACCUCUUUAUCUGAUUUGUCUACUCUUGUGAUUAUAUUUCGAGAAAGGCCUGUGGAUCAUCAAGUUGCUUUACUUUCAGAAUCAGGCGAAAUUGUGGCGCACUCACGUCUUUUUACAAAGCUUGCAGGAAAAAGAAUGAGCAGCUUACAAGGCGUCGAACUCUCUGCACUCUUUCCUGUCUUAAAGAAAAUGGUUUUGCUCCCUUUUAUACCAUAUAAACUAAGCAAUAUAGAAACGGAAACGUAUUUAGUAUUGUGCUACAAGGUUAUAAACUCAAUCAGAAUAAAUUAUGUUGUUUUGGUAAAUGACCCUAUUGAAAUUGAAAAGUGAAAACACAGAGACACAGAAGAAAUUCAAGAAUCUGAUCAAAUUGAAGACUAUGAAUUAGACACCCCACCUUUAUUAAGAAUAAGUAGCUCAAUAAAAACUGACAACCGCUCUGAUUAUUUCAGAAAUGUCUUUUUUCAACUAAGCUAGCGCUAUUUUUGUAAAUAUUAAAGCCAUUUUUUUCUAUAAAAUAAAUUUGGCAAGCAAUAAAUUGCGCAUAUUUUAGGCUAUCCAAUAUAAAUCAACUCGAGAAACCUUAAGACUAAAAUCAUUAUCAAGAAACGAUAUUACACAGACUGGAGAAACAACUGAAUUUACUGAGAAUCUCAACACAGAAAAAAAUGAAGAUAUUCUUUCAAAUGUUUGCUCUCAAAGCUCAAUAAUUUUUACUAAUUCAAAGGUCCUAAAAAGUCUUAUGGAAAAGACUGUUAAAUCAUUGAAAAUUUUCCAGAUUAUUUUAAUUAUCUCUAUGCUUGUUGUUUUAUUGACUAAUGGAGCAGUUUUAUUUUAUGCAGUGGACGAAGUAAAUUCUUCAAGUAGUUUACUCCCCCAUCUGUGAGCGAGCAAAACCAUUGGAAAAUCCCUAUUUUUGCCCAAAAAAAACUCCGUGAGAGAACAAAAAUUUGAUAUAUAAGUACAAUUUUUGUAUAUUGGGGAUAUUUUUAAAUUUCGAAAAAAAAUGUACUAUAAAUUUAUAUAUAAAUUUUUUAAAAAAAAAAUUAAGAAACAAACAAAUUUUUUUGUUCGCUCACUGGGGGAGUUAGAGGUCCAAAAUACAUUAGGGAAUAUUGCAAAAUCCUUUCUUUCUGUUUCUCAUUUUGCAAGAAUAAUUUUUUUUGCAAGAGAUUCUGCGAGUAAAGAACUUUUUAAUGAAUUUUUAAAUGGCUUUUAUGGUGAAAUGAAAAAUUUGAAAAAUAUCCAUCAAGACAUUUUAGCGAAUCUAUCAAGCUGAACUCAAUGCUCAGCUCAAAAAAUAUUUUCUAGGUCUGAAGUUGAUUUAUGAAAAAUUGAUAACGAUAAAAUUGUUUUAGACAAAACGAACCUUGUAUCUGCUUUGGAAGAAUUUAUAACAAAAAAUUUUACUUAUAAUGCUUUAGGUCCGCUACGAAGUUUCCUUCCACCGGGCUUUCAUCUUCCUUGCACAUUUCAGGCCUAUAUGCGACCAGAAAAACAAGCAUUGACCACCACAGCACGCUUGGGGGCGAUGUUGCUGAUUUCACCAGCUUAUGAAAAGAGCUAUUAGUCUGCCAUAAAGAAAUGCCUUUUUAAAACAUCCAAAAAGUUGAUCUUCUGAUGACUUUCUGUAUAAAGGAAAACUUAAAACCUAGGGCCUAGCUCCUGAUUUCAAGCUGAAGAGUUGCCCAAUUAGAAAUUGGUAUCUAUACGAUCAUAGGAUUUACCCUUUCAAACUCCAUUCUUCACAUUCCCCAUAAGGUAAAAUCAAACUUGGAAAAAGGACUCGGGCUAGCUUCACUUACUGCUAGAAUUGCUUGUCUAGCAUAAAUGCUCAUUUUUGGCGAAAAAAGCCUACAGGAGACGUUCUCAGUUGCAUUGUCUUCCGGCCAUGCCCUGGCUGAGACACCACAUUUAAUUGUAUAGAAGAUUUAUAAUAAAUGUAUAUAUUAUGUAGGGAAACGAUUUUAUCAAUAAAUAUAACAGCAACAAAACUGUGUAUGAAGAAAUCACAUUUUUUACCUUAAAUGGUUACGGAAGGACAUUUGAAUAUUGCAAUGCUUCAUUAUAUGAUUUAGUAGAUUGCCAAAUAAAUCAUGUUGACAACUUAUCAGGUGACAUCAAUACGCUUUUAAUUGCGGGUUUUGCAAUUCUUUGCAUUUGCGUUGGAGUUAUGAUUAUUUUUUAUUUAGCAGCUGACAUUAUGAAAAAUACUUUUUGAAAUCACAUAAAAAGUCAAGCCUACGAAUUUUAUUAUGAUCUCAAACAAUCUUGUCUAGAUCGACUUAUAAGUAUUCAUGGGCAAACAGAUAAUAAUUCAGAUGCUAUAAGUGGACGGACAAGCAAAAAUGGCGAUUUUAAGGAUCGCUGAAUCUAUAGUUGAAGAGUCAUUGUUUAUUUUCUAUUUUCUUUAUUUUUCUUCUUAUUGGAAUAUACUUACUUAUACCAAAACUGUGCUUAUUUGUUGAAACUAAGGCCAGAGUUUAUGAGAGAGUUGAUAGAUAUUCAGUUACAAUAUAAAAGCUUGUCCAUUUGGUCUGGCGAAACUUUAGCAAGAUAUUCACCAGCUUCUUUAAGUGCAUUAACACCUCAGCAAUACUUAUUCAGUGACUAUUAUUAUUAUUAUUUAGACGGUUAUCGCCCUUCUACAGGACCAAUAGUUUUCAAAUUCAUUUUUCUUUUUUCUUCCUCUUCAGCUCCAACUAUUUCCAUUUUCACCAAUAUAUUCCUUGUUUUUUGUUUCACCCAUCUCCAACUUCCUUCAAUUUAGUAUAUCAGUUUCUCUUAAUUUCAAUAUUUCCUGCUUCACUGUAGUGCUUUUUUCUAAAUUCCAGUUUAUAAACUUUUUAAUUUUUUUCUUCGCAUGUCUCGAAAUUAUGCAGAUGUAGGUUCACUUAUUUCUAGUGCAGUUUAUCAUGUUCUGAGUUUCUUUCUUGCAUUUGAAUGAAAAACUUUCAAGGUGUUUAAAUUCUUCGCCUUCUUCCAUUUUUAAUUUUUCGCGGUUAAUGGAGUGUGCUGGUUUCCUUAUUUUCCCGCCAGUCUUGGCCUCAACAUUUCUUAUGCUAUCACCAUCACAACUUGCUUUUUCCGUUUUGAUCACGCUGCAUAGUUCCUCUCCAGCUUCGUCUAAACCAUAUAAUGCUCCAAUUAUAAUUUCUUUUUCGUCUAUUUUAUGCUCAACUUGAAUCAGUUCUGUUUCCCCCAAUAAGAUCCCUUCACAUCUUGCUAGAUCUGUCACAAUCAGUUCUUUAUAAAAAUGCUCCUCAAUCAUUAGCUCAUCGUUCGUCUCCUCAACGUUUUCAAAUUCAUAAAUUGUAAUAUUCAUCAUCGAAAAAUUCUUCAGCGUCCAUAACAUAAUUUUCUCUGUAGUUGCCAAGAUACUCAUAGUCUUCCCCUUCGUCUGACCAGGCUUCAUUAGGACCAAAUGGGUUUAAAUAAGCCAUCUUUUAAAAAGUAUUCAGUGACUAUAAUAUUAUUAUUAACAGAGAAAUAUCAAAAAUAAACUGCUCAAAACAGCUAAUAAGGAAAAAUAAAUAUUUGGAUUUUUUAUCUUCAGAUUUUCUUGUGCAGUUUUAUGAAACAUUAAGCCUCUCAAAUCCUAUAUUGUCUUAUGGAACCUAUGCAGCAGGAAAUUUAGUUAUUUUUGAGACUUAUUAUCUAGAUUAUUCUGGAGAUCUUGAUGCGUUUAAUAUAUUUAUUAAUUUGAUGCUGACUUUAGAAGAUAUUAAUAAUGAGCAUGAUACUUUAAUUAGCUUAGCUGAUCAAGAAUCUUACGACAGCAUACAAAAUGAGGUAAGAAUGAUUAUUAUUGCUUUAGUUUUUUAUGCAUUGGGGUCAGUUUUCCUUUAUGCUGGAUUUUAUGUUCCUUUUUUGAAAGGAGAACGAAAAAAAAUGAAUAAAAUGCAAAAAAUUUCAAACAUGAUUCCAGGGAAAAUUGUAAGUAAACCAUCUGAACCAGAUAAUCAGCUGUUAAAAGGAAAUAAAUUACACAUUUAA